Prorocentrum cordatum is the source of this 592-nucleotide messenger RNA. The record is from the annotation of a GenBank genome assembly. NCBI's taxonomy places the organism in Eukaryota, Dinophyceae, Prorocentrales, Prorocentraceae.
GAUGUUCCUGACCCCCCCGGUCAGGGAGGCCCUCCGUGCAGGUUGCCCCCCGGCGAGGUCAGCGGCCAGUCGCCCCCGACGCAGCCCGAGGAGGAGCCCGACACGGUCGGGAUGCAGCAGCUCAGCGACUGGCCCAGCAUCAACAGCGUCCUCUCCGACGAGGCUUCUGCGCCAGGAGAGCACGUCGACGCCACCCCUACGCCUACGCGGAGCCCAUGGAAGCGUGGCACUACAGCGCCGCCACCCUUGACGAGCUUUGCGAAUGACGACGACCAGGUUGAGCAGCCCCAAGGCCGCAUGCGGUGGCAGACGAGCAUGCCCGCCCAGGACACGUCCGAGGAGAAGGGCGAGGCUGGCCUGCUGGAGGGCGUGCUGGCGACCUGCGAGGAGCGCCUUGCGGGCCUGCGGCAGAGCCUGCAGCUCUCCGGCCCGACGCCGGAGUGGCGGGCGGGCUGCCAGACCCUGGGCCAGGUCCUCGAGGACCUUGCCGCGGAGGCCCUCGACGCCGCCUGCCGGCGGGGCGCAGGGGCGAUGGACGUGUUCGAGGGCGCCAGCAAUGCCCUCAACGCCACCACGGACCUGAUCAUCGAGG